Molecule: messenger RNA, 4753 nt
Organism: Balaenoptera musculus (blue whale)
Lineage: Eukaryota; Metazoa; Chordata; Mammalia; Artiodactyla; Balaenopteridae
Product: leucine-rich repeat-containing protein 37A-like
Exons: 12
Coding region: 306-3788 (1160 amino acids)
Molecular function (GO): protein binding
Source: RefSeq, a predicted model, not a curated record
AGGCGCCGUCCGCUUGCGCACCGAGCCGCGCACGAGAGGUAACGGUGGGGUCGUGCCGUUGGUAAAUUUUGUGGUUCCCAUCGUGGGUGACAAAAUCUUGCUGGUGUGGGAGCUGAGCUCUGGACCCACGGCCGAGGCCUUAUACAUCAGAAAUACAUCUACACGUGGAACUGCUCCUAUAGAACACCCACUGAACGCUGGCAGAAGACCUCAGACCUCCCAAAAGGGUCAUUAUCAUUCCUUAUGAAAAGGAAGGGAACCCAGAAGCUUGCUAUCCACAAGGCUAUGACAGAUGCAUUCCAGAAAUGUGUUUAGAAAGUGGUAAAAUAGCUGUGGCAUAUAGACCCUGUGAAGAGGUCACAGAUGCUAGAACCGAAGAGGAACAACAGGAUUUAAUUCAAAUGUUGGCCCCGCCUCAUCAGGAGUUGACUGAGACUGAGGUUCCAUACCCGGACACGGAUUCGGUUGGAGAGCUGCCUACAGGGCCAGAUCAGUUUGCUGUUCCACAUCAGGAUCUGAAUAACAAGCAAACCCAACAUCAAAAGCUCCCAGAGGAAGUUCCAGUGCUGGAUUGGAAUCAGAAUCAGGCCUUGGUUCUGCCUUCUCGACACAAAAGUAGUAAGAGCUCAAAACCAGUGAAGUUUAUUGUUUCACCCCCAAACCUGAAGAAAGAUCUAGUUCAGCAUCAACGGCUUGCCAAAUUUGUUGGAACUACAGGCCAGUUUGAAAAAAAAAUUCAGGGUCUAGAACAACAGUUGCAGGGUGAUUAUUUAGAUCCCAGUAUGGAUGCCUUUUAUCCUGAGGAGAGGCUACCUACAGAUUUUCUGGGGAGCCCAGAUGAACCUCCAGAGCCCCCUGAGGAAGCUGAAAUUUCUCCAUCCCAGCAGGAGGCCCAAGCUCGUCAUCCAGAGCGCACUGAGGAGGCUGAAUCUUUACCCCAGCAAGAGGCCCCUGCUCAGCAUCCACAGACCCCUGAGGAGGUUGAAUCUUUUUCACCCCAGGCAGAGGCCCAGGCUCAGCAUCCAGAGCCCACUGAAGAGGUAGAACCACCUCCACUUCAUCAGGAGGCUCCAUCUCAGCCUUCAGAGGCCCCUGAGGAACUAGAAACUUCAAGUCCUCAGGAGGCCCUAGCCCAGCCUUUGGAGACACUUAAGGAGGUUGUAGUUCAACCAGUAGCACAUCAUGGGGUAAAUGAAGCUCAGCAGUCAAAUUUGUACCAUGUCACUGUUAAACCUCUGGAUCUGGCACUUACCAUAACUCCACAGGUCACUAAAGAGGUUGAACCUUCUCCAGUCCAGCAGGAGACGCCAUCUCAGCCUCCAGAGAGCCCUGAGGAGGUUGAACCUCCGCCAGUCCAGCCGCGGGCCCCAUCUCAGCCUCCAGAGCUCCCUGAGGAGGUUGAACCUUCUCUACUCCAUCAAGAGGCCCCAAGUGAGACUCCAGGGUUCCCUACUGAGUAUGUACUUCAAAUUCCAGUGAGUGAUGAGGUAGCAUCUCUACCUGGCGUUCAGCGUCACGCUCAUUCAAACUUGCCCAGUGGUACACUUCAACCUCUGGAUUUGGGACUUACCAUCACUCCAGAGCCCACUACGGAAGCUGAACUUCCUACAGCUCAGCAGGAGGCCCUGGCUCCACCUCUUGAGCAUCCUGAGGAGAGAGAAUCUUCUCCAACCCAACAAGAGACCUUAGCUAAGCCUCCAGAGCCUCCUGGAGAGGUUGAGCCUUCACGUGAGCGGGAGCAACCAGCUCCGCCUCCAGAGCCUUCUUCAGGGGAGGUGGAACCUUCUCCAACUCAACAGGAACAGCCAGCUCAACCUCCAGAGCAUCUCGAAAUGACAGUUUCACCUCCAAGUCACCAUCAUGCUGAGCAUUCAAACUUCUCCAGUGUCGCUGUCAAACCUGCAGAUGUGGAGCUUACCAUAACAAAAGAACCCACGCCAGAGGUGGGACCUUCUCCAAAUCAGCAGAAGCCUUCAGCUCAGGCCUCAGGGCCCCUUACUAAUGCAGAAUUUUCUACAACCCAGCAUGAGGCCCCCACGCUGCCUUCACAGCCACCUGAGGAGGUUGAACCUUUGCCAGUUCAACAGGAGGCUUCAGCCCAAUCUCCAGAAGCCGGUCCACAUAACAAACCUUCAGUACAAGAGGAGACCCCAGCUCAGUAUCCAGAGCAUCCUGGAGAAGAAGUUACACCUGCCACAACCCAGCAGGAGACUCCAGAUCAGCAUCCACAGGCUCCUGAGGUUGUACCUUCUCCACCUCAGCAGGAAGCCAGAGCUCAGCAUCCACAGUCUCCUGGUGAGGUUGAAUCCUCUCCAACUCAGUCUCCAGAGCUCUCUAAUGUGACUGUAGUUUUCUCUCCGGAGCAUCAUGUGACAACAGUUUCUCCUCUAGGUCAGGAUCAAGCUCAGCUUCUGCAGCGGCCCGAUGUCACUGUUAAACCUGUGGGUCUUGCACUUAUCGUAACUCCAGCGUUCACUAAUGAGGUUGAAACUUCUCCACCCCAACAAGAAACCUCGGCUCAGUCUACAGUGUCCCCUGAGCAGUUGGAACCUUUGUCAGUCCAGCAAGAGGUUUCAGAUCAGCAUCCAACCCCCACUGAAAAUGUUGAACCUUUUCCAGUUCAGCAGGGAGCCCCAACUCAACCAACAUACCCCGAGGUGACAUUUCCAAAUCCAGAGCAUGUUCAGGCUCAGCAUCCAACCUUGACUGAGGUCACAAUUCAACCUUUGGACCUUGAACUGACCAUAAGGCCCGAACCCACUAAGGAGGAUGAACCUUCUCCAACCAUGCAGGAGACCUUAACCCAGCCUCCAGAACCACCUAAGGAGGUUUUUGUAGCUCAGCCUCCAGUAUAUCAGAACCCAAUAGUUCCAGCACCAGAUCAGGAUCACACUGAGCCUCCAACAUCACCCAGUGUCAGAGUUCAACCUUUAGACCAGGGGCUUACCACAACUCCAGAACCUACUACAGAGUCUGAACAUUCUACAGCCCUGCAGCAGACUACAGCUCCCCCUCCAAAACACCCUGAGGUGACACUUGCACAGCCAAACCUGACUCAAGUCACAGUUCCACCUGGGGACCUGGGAGUUAACAUAUCUCAGCAACCAAGGCCAUCUGAGACAGUUCCUUCGACUCAGUAUUCGGUACCCACUGGUCUUCCUGGUGUAAAAUAUACCCCAGGAAAGAAGCAGCCAGAACAGAAUGCCACCACAAACAUCAGCAUAUGUGAGCUCUGUACCUGCAAAAAUGAGACACUGUCGUGUGUCGUUCUCAGCCCAAAGCAGAAGCUCCACAGAGUGCCUGAGCCAGAGCCUAACGCCUACAACGGCACCUUCACCAUCAUAAAUUUCCAAGGAAACUCUAUUUCUUACAUUGAUGAAAGUAUAUGGAAGGCAUACCGCUGGACUGAGAAGCUAGUUCUCAGUGAAAAUUAUUUGACUGAAUUACAUAAGGACUCCUUUGAAGGCUUGCUAUCCCUCCGAUAUUUAAAUUUCCAAGGAAACUCUAUUUCUUACAUUGCUGAAAGUAUAUGGAAGGCAUACCGCUGGGCUGAGAAGCUAAUUCUCAGUGAAAAUUAUUUGACUGAAUUACAUAAGGACUCCUUUGAAGGCUUGCUAUCCCGCCGAUAUUUAGAUUUAUCCUGCAAUAAAAUACAGUCUAUCGAAAGAUGUACAUUUGAACCACUACCUUUUUUGCAGGUUAUAAGUCUUGGUUGCAAUUUACUCACAGAACUGAGCUUUGGAACGUUUCAGGCCUGGCAUGGAAUGCAGUUUUUACACAAGUUGUAAGUGAAAUAGAAGAUGAAUACAUGUAAAAAACUGUGUGUAAAAGCAUCAUGCAGUUCUUGGUUAGCUGGGUGUAAGUAAGCCCAGUAUGAAUUCUGGAAAGUAUGUCUUGAGAGCCAUUUAUUUUUUUUCAAAUGAGGAAAGUAAGGUACAAAGAGGCCAAGAGACUUGUUUAACUCAUAUAUAUGAAACGCUCUGCUUUCCAUAGUACUGAUCUUUGGCACGGGCAAUAAAAGGCACCAAGCAAAAACACUCAAAUUAGCAUUGUCAUGGAAUCCCACUGAUGCCUCUCCAAUAUGCGAAUGGUCCAUGAAGUUCCACUUUUGAAUUUCACUUUGAUUCCUGCUCAUGUGCAAAGUUCCUAACUGCUUAAAAUGUAUGCAACACAGAGCUGCAAAGAACUAAGUUUAGCACCGAAUUCUUCAGGGAGCAAAAGGUGUGGGUGCUUCCCCAACCAUUAUUAGCUCUUUUAAAUGGUAAAGCAGAAAGAAUUCCUGAACACCCACCACAGGGCUCUCCCCAGCCACCCAGAACAUUAUUUUUCAAAAAGCAUAUAUCUCUGAAGUGAAUUAUCUGUGGCCAAUAGGAAGCUUUGAGGUAUGGAAAAAGACGUUGUUUGUGUUCAGCUGUAGUGUGAGAAAUACAAAGAAAAUACAUUGCUGUAGCCUAAUUCAAUAUACUUUCUUUGCUGACUACUCUUCAAUAAGAAGUGUGGGUUUUACACCCCUUCAGCUCAAAAACACCUGGCGUUGAUCCUUAGUUGGUCUCUGGAAUGUUCUCACUGGAAUGAAAGCUGGGUAGACUGCAGGCAGUGCAGCAUCGGAGAGAACAUAGCUGCCAUUCAAAAGGGCUGCCAGAGAAAAGGUGUCCAUAGGGAAAUAUCAUUUCUCAAAAUAUGGUCUGUGGACCUCUACACUCAAACAUCUCUGGGAUGCUUCUUUAUAAGGCUGAUCCUGGGACUUCCCUGA